GUGGAAACAUGACUUUACUGAUUGUACUUGUGCUGUUGAGUAUAGCAGCUGCGAGCCCCCUGAGCGAAAAGAUAGUUGGGGGUUAUGAGUGCCCAGUCCAUUCACAGCCCUGGCAGGUGUCCAUUAACAUCGGAUAUCACUUCUGUGGCGGCUCCCUCAUAAAUGACCAAUGGAUCGUCUCUGCAGCCCACUGCUGGAUGAAUCCUUUUACCCAGAUCGCCAUCCUAGGUGAACACCACAUCUGGGAGUAUGAGGGGACAGAACAGUACAUGCCGGUCAAUGCCAUUUACUGGCACGAGAAAUAUGACUACAAGACACUGGAUUAUGACAUCAUGCUGAUGAAGCUGGCCCAUCCUGUCACCAUCAAUGAGUUUGUGAGGCCAGUGGCUCUGCCCCAGAGCUGCCCGGUCACAGGGCAAAUGUGCGUGGUGUCCGGCUGGGGGAACAUCUACUCUGACCAGGUAUUUAACCCCUUCAACCUUCAGUGUGUGGAUGUACCCAUCGUGUCCCAGCAAGAGUGUGAGGACUCAUACCCAGGCCAGAUCACCAGCAACAUGCUGUGUGCUGGUUACUUGGAAGGCGGAAAGGAUGCCUGCCAGGGUGACUCUGGUGGCCCUCUUGUGUGCGGUGGUGUGCUGCAGGGCAUCGUGUCGUGGGGAUAUGGCUGUGCUCAGCCUGAUCACCCUGGCGUCUAUACCAAGGUCUGCGCCUUGCUGCCCUGGAUCCAUGAAAUACUCUCCACUUACUCCAGUUAUUGAAAAUUUUGUUUUGGAAAUACUUUUCACUGAUCAAAGUGUCAGUAACCAAC
Paramormyrops kingsleyae is the source of this 808-nucleotide messenger RNA. Its product is annotated as serine protease 1-like. The record is from RefSeq and is a predicted model, not a curated record. Gene Ontology annotation, biological process: proteolysis. Gene Ontology annotation, molecular function: serine-type endopeptidase activity. NCBI's taxonomy places the organism in Eukaryota, Metazoa, Chordata, Actinopteri, Osteoglossiformes, Mormyridae.